AUGUCAACCCAGCAGGUCUAUGAUGCUUUCACUUCCCCGAGAGCGUCCUCUCUACUCUUAACUAUUGCUAGCGCUCUGCUUAAACGUAACUCUGCUGUCAGUAAGCUGCUUCGUGAUAAGGAGGUCUCGUAUACGAUUGAUACUGAUGAGUGA
This is a messenger RNA of Perkinsus marinus ATCC 50983, 153 nucleotides long. RefSeq lists its product as hypothetical. The record is from RefSeq and is a predicted model, not a curated record. NCBI's taxonomy places the organism in Eukaryota, Perkinsozoa, Perkinsida, Perkinsidae. The coding region runs from base 1 to 153 and encodes 50 amino acids. The transcript has a single exon.